Messenger RNA from Trematomus bernacchii (emerald rockcod), 1142 nucleotides. It is a transcript of the gene phox2a, whose product is annotated as paired like homeobox 2A. The coding region runs from base 218 to 1123 and encodes 301 amino acids. NCBI's taxonomy places the organism in Eukaryota, Metazoa, Chordata, Actinopteri, Perciformes, Nototheniidae. The record is from RefSeq and is a predicted model, not a curated record. Gene Ontology annotation, biological process: regulation of transcription by RNA polymerase II. The transcript is spliced from 3 exons. Gene Ontology annotation, molecular function: DNA-binding transcription factor activity, RNA polymerase II-specific; RNA polymerase II transcription regulatory region sequence-specific DNA binding.
CAUCUGGAUUAUUAACCGAGAAAUAUAAAAAACAGUCCCGUCACAGUGAGAUAUAAAACUGACAGGAGUUCAGUCCUGGGAGAUACUGGAGAGACAUACCGAACAAUAUUCCCUGCAACUCCUCACUUGAAGACGGCUGCAGACACACCCGAGCCCCUCUGCUCACAGUUAUUUGCUUUUUUGUUGGCAAACCGGUAGUUUGCACCGGUUCUUCUCCAUGUAUAAAAUGGAUUACUCCUACCUGAACUCAUAUGAUUCCUGCAUGGCGGCCAUGGAAGCUUCGGCCUACGCGGACUUCAGCUCCUGCAGCCAGGCCAGCUCCUUCCAGUACAACCCGAUCCGGAGCGGACCCUUCUCCAACCCGGGCUGCACCCCCCUCAGCACGGCCAGCUGCACCCUGGGAGCCCUGCGCGAGCACCAGCCCACACCCUACUCCUCAGUCCCUUACAAGUUUUUCUCGGACCCCUCCGGCCUGAACGAGAAGAGGAAGCAGCGGCGCAUCAGGACCACCUUCACCAGCUCCCAGCUGAAGGAGCUGGAGAGGGUCUUUGCCGAGACGCACUACCCGGACAUCUACACCCGGGAGGAGCUGGCGCUAAAGAUAGACCUGACCGAGGCAAGGGUUCAGGUGUGGUUUCAGAACAGGCGUGCUAAGUUUCGUAAGCAGGAGCGUGCAGCCAACUCAAAGGCCAACAACUCAAACGGCACCACGGGCAGCAGCUCCAGCAGCAGCUCAGGAGGGAAGAAGGGCGGAGAGCUGAGAUCUUCAUCCGAUGAUGACGAGUCCAAAGAGUCUACCUGCAGCCCCACGCCUGACAGCACGGCCUCCCUGCCGGGCUCGGCAAAUGGGAACAUGGGCAGCCCUGCCAGCCUGAGCCCCAGCCCGGCUCCUGCCAACAGCGGCUACAUCAACGCCUCCAACUCUCCGGUGCUGCAGGGGCUGAAGCCGCCCAGCUGGUCCAACCUCGGGCCCUCCAACCCAGCCGUGGCCCAGCCCGCCGCCCAGACUCAGGAGAUUCUGAAGGCCUGGCAGCCGGCAGACAGUAUGACCGGGCCCUUUGCCGGAGUCCUGUCCUCCUUCCACAGAAAACCCAACCCCAACAUCAAGACGAACCUGUUCUGAAGCCCAGAGGAAGAGGAAA